AUGAGUUCGAUUAACGUAUUGAUAGAGGAGCCCGUCUUUCAGAUGUCAGCAGUAGUGCUGAUUUUCGAUCCUAGAGCUCAAAGUGUGUUCCGGUCCGUAGAAAAGGAGGAGAAGGACGAAGGACAAGGAGAGAAUGAGAAAGAUGAGAAGUUUGAUGAAGGUGAAUGGAAGGGAAGAAAGAUAAGGAGGAAGUGGAAAACCAAGAAAAUGAAGUAA
Messenger RNA from Gryllus bimaculatus (two-spotted cricket), 216 nucleotides. The record is from the annotation of a GenBank genome assembly. NCBI's taxonomy places the organism in Eukaryota, Metazoa, Arthropoda, Insecta, Orthoptera, Gryllidae.